AGCAUUCAUACAUCAACAAUGCCAUUAGUAAGAUACUUGAUGAAGCCAAAGUGGAUUUUAUUACUCAUUCUGGUUUACAUUGUUGUUUGGACAAUCCAAGUGACCAUCUUCUUUUCCAAGCCGACAAAAGAUAGUCCAGAUGAGAAUACUACACCCGAGGGAGUUAAAAACGACAAGUAUGAACAUGGAAAUAAGGACAUGACUCUUGGGAAAACGGUCAAUUACAACAAUAGGGAACGAGAUAAGACUACGGAGCAAAUUACAAAUGAAAAAUAUCAUCAGAGAGAUGAGAAUCCUGGACAACAAAAUUUGAAUAUGGCUCUUGAGAAAAUGGCUGAUGACAAUUUAGAAGAAGGAGAUACAGCCCAUGAGCGUCAACAAACAGAUGAGGGGAUGAGUCAUGAGCAAAUCAAAGAUCAUGGACAAGGGAAGGAAGAUAUGCCUGAUGAGAAAAUUAACUAUGAAUAUCGUGGACACAGAGAAAAGAAGACUGUUCGUGAGCACACGACAAAUGCCACUCCUGGUAAGAGAGACGGGGGUGUAUCCCACGAGCAGCUACAAUUUAAGAAUGUAGAACAAAAAGAGGUGAUGAAUGGAGGCGCCAGGUCUGAAUCCAUUGAAAAACACCAAAAGGUCAAACAUGAAAAUGAAUCCCAAGCUUACACAGAAAACAGAGAUGACAAUGUUCAAGUAAAUGGCCUACAAAGAUCAUGCGAGCCAGAACUAGUACAAACUGGUCUAAAUCAUGAAACUGCCAGGAAAAUAUGGAAAUACAAAAUUGUACAAUGGAUGCCAUAUCAGCGUAAGGUUGUCGAUGGUACUUUGACAGAUUCAAGCAUGGGUGAAUUUUGGCAAGUAGAUAAUUGCCUAGUUGUUAAUCAUCUUGAUGUGGAAAAUGCAGAUGCUGUAGUAAUACCCGUGAUGAGUCUUAACCCUGAUGAGAAAUACGCCCCGCCAAAGCAAUAUCCUCCUAAUGAGACUAGUAACCCAUCACAGAUACGGAUUCUCCUCCAUACCGAUCAUCCACUUUUUAUUUCUAUAACCAAAGAAUGGAAUGCAUCGUCAUUGGAUAAUUAUUUCAACUGGGUAAUGACGUACAGGUCGACAUCGGACAUUCAUGUACCUUAUGGGUAUUCAUUUCCAAAGGGAACUCCAACAGAGACUCAUGUGGAUUAUACAAUCGGAAAAACAAAAAUGGUUUCAGCAAUGAUAAGUGGUUAUCAUUCACAGAAUUUCCGUAUGGAGUACAUUAAAGAAUUGGGAAAGUACAUUGAUGUGGACAUGUAUGGUAGACACGGAAUGCCAUGCAAUGGUCAUUAUAUAGAAAGUUGUGAGCUUUUAAAACGCUACAAGUUUUAUCUAGCAUUUGAGAAUUCAAAUUGUGAAGAAUACGUGACCGAAAAGCUUUGGUUAAAUGGUUACCAUAACAACAUUCUUCCUGUCGUGAUGGGGGCCACUAAGAAGUUUUACGAAUCUGUUGCACCUCCCAAUUCAUUCAUUCAUGUUGAUGACUUUAAAACGCCUGAUUCACUUGCUCAGUAUUUGCUUUACCUCAAUAGAACUACAACAGCAUACAACAAAUACUUCAGAUGGAAGGACACGCAUGAUUACUGCUUCAAUCUGUUGCAUUUAAGUAUGCAGCCAUGGAGAGCAAUUUGCAAGAAACUGAAUUCAUUUCAAGGGGAACCGGGUAUCUUUAAGAAUAUGAGCACUUAUCUCAAUCCAGGGCUCCAGUGUAGAGAUGCUAAAUGGAAGCCAAAUUACAUUCGGAGAAGUUGAAAACUAAUCCAUUCAUAAGGAUCGUGUGCCAAAUUAAUGUUAAAGUGGUUAAAAAAAUAGUUUCUAAAAUAUUAUGUGCAUUGUGCAAUUAAUGGGUGAUAAAAUUCAAUUAUGAAUAAUAUCCAAUCAGUUUAAAUUUUAGAUUCGUCGUGGUGAAAUGUGAUUACUGUACAGGUUCAUCAAAAUACCCCUAUGGAGUAUUUCAAAGUGUAAUAUAUUAUUGGAAACGAAUGCAAAAUGCUAAACGUGUUUAAAAUGUAAUACAAAAAAUCUUAAAUGGAAUUAAGAUUUUAAAUAUCCCAUGUAUAGUUUCAUCCGUUAUCAAAUGUAUCACUUACGAUGUAAUUAUAAUAGAGGCAAUAUCUAUAUUUAUAUUCACAAAAUGAUUAAUUUACUUUCUAUCAGCAGUAAAAUUACAAUGUAAAUAUUGCAGAGCUGCUAUAAUUUUGGCACAAAAAUAACAACUACAUUAUUUUGUUUCAUUGGGAAACUUUUUGCUGUAUUUCACGACAAAAAUGUAUGUCUAAAAUAAUUUCCCGGGUGAAUCUACAUUACUUAAUAAAGAAA
This is a messenger RNA of Owenia fusiformis, 2346 nucleotides long. The record is from the annotation of a GenBank genome assembly. NCBI's taxonomy places the organism in Eukaryota, Metazoa, Annelida, Polychaeta, Sabellida, Oweniidae.